CUACAGAAUUGCAGUCAUUUUCUCAGCAGUUUCAGCCUGAGGAGCUUCAGGUGAGACCCGCCUCCUCUAGCAGGCAGAAGCUCCUCUGUCUCCUGGUAGCAGCUCCAAAUGGAUCUCUCCUCUCUGAGGCUCCUGCUGGCCCUCUGGGCCCUGAUGAGCCGCCAGGCUGUGGUUUCUCUCGAAAUAACAGUGGAGGAAUCUGAGCUGAAACUAUGCGAGUCAGAACGUAUGUGUGUCACCAACCUGAAAGACUGCAAUGGCCCACCUGCCUCCUCUCCACAGAAGAGUCUGAACAUGUCCUGCCUUUACCAGAUAAGUCCUGACGAAACCAGAUCUGUGACCUGCAGCUGGAGCGAUGAGCCUGGAGCUGAGGCCUCUCUGCAACUGAGCAGAUCGGGAAAAAUAUAUUCCUGUAUUUUUAGCCCGUCAUCCAUAUUCAACGUGACCACCAGGAUAAAGAGCUUACGGACUGGGGAGGUGGUUUGGUCUCAGCCUCAGCCGCUGGAUCUGUCUAAAAUAGCCAAAUAUCCUCCGCCUGCUGUCACCCUCAUUCAUCAAACUGAUGACUCGCUUGUUGUGUCGUGGAAAAGCGAUACCGAUAAAGGCACCUACCGACUUCGUUACAAAAGCAGGGACUCUUCCACCUGGACUGAGGUUUCAGAUCAAAUUCCUAUAAAGGAAGUUCAGAACUACACAAUCAAAAACCUGCUGCCAUUCAUGGUGUACAAAGUUUCUGUGGCCUACCAUCGAGGAUACGGCCUCUGGAGUGACUGGAGCUCAGAGGCAACCGGACGAACGCUGGAUAGAGGUAAAACUUCCCCAGCUCACAGCUUUAAAAGGGAACCUUCACCAGAUCUGUGACCCUGAAAGCCACUGCUGGUUUAUCAGGACGCUAAUAAAUGAUGGUGGCUCUUUAACAACUUUUAAAACAUGUAUUUUAAACAAAAACGUAAGAAAAUGGGAUUCCAGGUCGCUUUAGUCUGAAUGCUGUUGUGGGAAAAAGUUAUUCAACUAUACAGUACAGUUAUAUAAAUAUAAAUGUAUUCACUCCGUCGAUACUUUAUUCUUUGCAAAAUAAAAGGAGAAGAAGACAUCAACAGCCGUCACAGCAU
Molecule: messenger RNA, 1112 nt
Organism: Cyprinodon variegatus (sheepshead minnow)
Lineage: Eukaryota; Metazoa; Chordata; Actinopteri; Cyprinodontiformes; Cyprinodontidae
Product: interleukin-6 receptor subunit beta-like
Exons: 6
Coding region: 109-861 (250 amino acids)
Molecular function (GO): protein binding
Source: RefSeq, a predicted model, not a curated record